AGCACUAAACCCAGUUCUUGUUGUUCUUGCUAGCCUGGUCACUAACACACGCUAAUUAGCUGUCAAUUGAUUAACUUUAGUCCGCCGCUGCUUGGUGUCCUCCUUCUCUUUCGUUAGACCGUUGGCCGUAGAAUAAAAACAAAGAUAAAAGGAUAAUAUGACAUCACAUUAAUUAAAGUCUGUGAAAGUGAAAUUACACAAUAUUUCCAAAGUCGAGGAGUUCUGACGGAGUCUCAAGUUUGGAACAGACGACAGAGCCUCACCUGAGGCUGUUGGUUCAUAGAGCAGCUCUGACACAUAGUCCGGGGACAGGCCCAUUUUAGACAAAACAUUUAAUUCUACAGGAAUGUUCAGGAGCCAGUGGAGAGGAGGUUUGGUUGAUGAGAUGUCAAAAAAAUAUUCAUGCCUGGUCAUCAAAUUCAAGUGCUUACAUUGCUGCUAGCAGAAUGUGAAGUUUUUUAGAACUACAGAAGUAGGCAAAGUCCUGCUGAAACUAAAAUGUCUAAUAAGACCUUCACCAUGUCUACUGACCAAGUUACGAACACAGUUCCUGCACCUCACAGAGGCCUGCAGCUGGGCCUAUCCCCUGAGAGUUAUGACAGCAACUCAUCCAUGUCCCCGUCACCUGACUCCAACAGUAGUAUUUGCAGCCCGAGUGACAGUGAAGCCAAUGGUUCCCCUGACAUCAACAUGCUGGAGUGCUGCCUCAAUGAUAGUCCCUUUGUGGAUAAACCUAAUAUCUCUCCACAGGGUAAUGUGCUAUGUAGUUUAAGUACAAAUCUAAAUGAAACUUACAUUGCAACAUCUGUCAAUGGUAGCUUAAAUGUUUGGAAUAAAAACUUGAGUCUGUUGAGCAGCCAAGAGACGGGAUCAGAAAAGUACCACACAUUUAGUGAGAACAUGGGGGAUUGUAAUAACACUCCAGUGACCUCUCCACACUCUGCUGGGAGGGAAAGCCACCUGAGUUCAUGUAAAACCUCUUGUAGAGAAUCCACUGAGCACGAUUGUUGCUCCCUCAGUUCUGGUGAAAUGGUGAUGAGGAGGAACAGUUUUUGUGUGGAUGACCAGUCACUAUUGGUAGUCUCUUCCCUGGACGAGUCAUCAAUCUCUCCAGCUGCCAGCCACCAAGCAUUACCUGCUGAAUCUAAGCUUCUAUCAACCACUUUGCCUGAUGUCUGUGAAACAUCUCCAGAAAGAGUCAUGGAGGAAAAUGUGACCAAAACAGGCCAUGUGGGUCUUGGCAUGACUUUCAUUCAGGGAGACAACUGUGAACUCCCCACUGAGGAAAAUGACACUGCAACAUCUAACUAUCUUGCAGCACUGCCAAGUGAGAAUGAAGGUGGUCUUUUCAUGACCUUUGUCUGUGAAACAUCUUCUACAGACAGUGGUCAUUUUAUUAAUACUGGAGCAGAGUUUUUGGCCCCUUUCCGUUUAGCAGUUACACCAGAACAAGGAAACCCCUUUGUGUCCACUCUUUCAGCAAUGCAAGAAAUGGGCAAGCAUAUUCAUACUUCCACUCCAGUACAAAACAUUGACGACAAGAUACCCAGCCUUCCCUCAUUUUCAGAGUCUCCCUGCACUGGCACUGUAAGCAGUCCAGGACUUCACCCUGUUAAGCAGCAGCCGAACUCUGUGAGUCCUGAACACCCUUUGGUUACAGUACUACCAUGUUCAGCUACCAAAGUCAAGUCGAUGGAAAUUAAGAAGUUUCCGAAGUCAAAUUUCAGUAAUGUAAAAUCCAGAGUCCUGACAAGAGCUAUUAAUCAUAUUGCUGUGCCAGGCCCUGCUUUACAACACAAACCAUCACGUAUUCAAGUUAAUUUGACCAAUGAACACACUGAUGCACUUAGAGCAACAGCUAUUCGGAUUAGUCCUGCCAAAGUGAGGAGCAACAAUGCAAUUGUCUCUCCUGCCCUUAAACUAGUCAGUGACACUCAGAAACGAGUAAAUACAGGAGCAGCCAACUUUUGUGUGAAAAUGGUACAGUCACAUGGGCACACUGCUGUAAAUGGACAGGUCAAGAGUAAAGCAUUCCCAUUGGACCACCAGACAGCUGCUAAUAAAAAUGCUUCCACUCUCCAAACAAGUAACACCAGCCCUGAAAUGAAGCAGGCAUCCUCAAGCCAAGUACCAGACAACCCAGUACAUGAUGCUGGCAACCAGACCGUCUGUUUGUCAACCUUAAAAAAAUCCCUUGAAAGAAUAGAUCCCAAACCAGCUCCAAAGAAGGGCAUAUUAAACAAAAUUGGGAUCAGGUCAGGCUCAGCUUUAAGUCAGGACAAAGCUCUUGUCCAUAAAACACGGCCUCGCUGCUCAUCAGAGAGUUCAUCUUCAACUAGGCCACCCAAAGAGAAGAAAAGAACUUGGUGGUUUUCAAAAAGCUUUUCCAUUCCCAAAGUCGACAGCCACCUUGGCCACACCAAAACAGGAAACCAGACCUGCUCUUCCCAGAAUAAACACAACGCACAAGCUGACACCUCAAAGGAACCUGUUGAUAACUCUGGCAGAGCAGUGAAUAAAAUCAGCUUGUUGGUAGAGUCCAGGUCAUCGACAGCAACAGGAGACCCACGGGAAGACAGUAAGAGCAGAUUCUAUAUACGACCAUCUCCUAGACAAACAAGAGGAGCACCACCAGCUAUCAGUCCAAGUGCUGCAACACUGUCAACCAGACCAAGGCAGUUCACCCUAGGCAGGAAUGAGUCCAGGAGCUCCAAAGCUAUUGUGACACCCCAGUCCAAACAGAAGGGCAUUACAGGUAGUCAGAGAAGAGACCCAUCUCUUGAAAGUAUAAAGCCCAAGCCAAAUGGAUCUCAACCUCCCAAGACUCCUACUCGCCCCUCUCUUAUGGGGCCUCCCCCUACUCCUGCUUCUAGACCACGAAGGUCACUGGAACCAUUCAGGAACCUCCCUGAGGCCAGUGUUCGCAGUGAGCUGGGUGAAGGCACUGGAUGUACUAAAGCUGCAUUUGAUGGAAAAGAUGGAAAGCUUGGGAGAAUAUCUGGGGGAACGCCAUACAAACAAACACAAUUAAAAUCUGUCGUGCUGAAAGCAAGGCUCCUCUCAGCACCUGGAAGAAGCACAGAGAAAUCUUUGACCACAGGAUGCAAGUCUGCUGCUCCAACCAGCAAAAGAGCUACAAGUUCUUCCUCCACUCCUCUGAAAAGGUCCGCUUCUGCUAGACUUUUACGACCAACUUCAGACGGACUUGUUGACAAGACCAAACCCAGGGGUACCUCCCAUCAGCAGCAACCAUCCCAACCAAACCAGACUCAUGGACCUCCAGAUGUGGUACCACCAAGUGUCACCAAGGGUGAAAAGAAGGACCAGAGCAUCCAGCAGCUUAUGAGCCUUUUCGCAGCCAGUAACUGCAGAUUUGAGGCACUCACCGUCGUCUUGCAGCAAACAUUGAUCGAGCGAGAUGAAGCCACGCGACAAUGCAGGGAGCUGUCCCAGGAGCUGGUCAGCCUUCGGGGAGAUCUGGUUUCCUACAUCAAUUCAUCUGAGCGUUUGGAGAAAGAGAAGGAGCUGCGUGUUUCUCUGGAGGCUUCUCUGCAGAAACUACAGGAGCAGCACCAGAAGGAUGUGUCUGAGCUGGAGCAGAGGUUGCAGGCCUUCUACCAGGCUGAGUGGGACAAGGUCCACCUCACCUACCAAGAGGAGGCAGACAAGUGCAACACUCUCAUGCAACAGCAGAUGGGGGAGCUCAGAGAUAAUCAUGAAGCCUUGAAGCUGGAACUACAGAGCAGCCAUGAAGAACAGCUGCAGUGUGUGAAACAGCAGUAUGAAGAGUCACUGGAAGAACUCACAAAAGUUCACCAUCAGGAGCUGCAGUCUUUGGACAAAAUGUUGAAAGACGCAGAAUCUUCUCUAUUGGGACAGAUUCAGGAGCUGACAGUAGAGAACAAUGCCCUCAUAGAGAAGCUAACGGCAGAGGAGAAGAGGAGGAAGGCGUUGGCUGACAAGAGUCAGAAGGACUCCCACAGCUUGUACCUGGAGCAGGAGCUGGACAGCCUCAAAGUGGUGCUGGAUAUCAAAAACAAACAGCUCCACCAGCAGGAGAAAAAGCUGAUGGAGAUAGAAAAACUGAUGGAGAAAAAUGUUAAGUUGGAUGAGAACCUUAAGAAGGUCCAGCAGGAGAAUGAGGACCUCAAAGCUCGCAUGGAACGACAUGCUGCCGUGUCAAGACAACUGUCCACAGAGCAGGCCAUGCUGCAGGAGUCUCUUCAGAAAGAAUCCAAGGUGAACAAGCGUUUGUCCAUGGAGAACGAGGAGCUGCUGUGGAAGCUUCAUAACGGAGACCUGAGUAGCCCCCGCAAGGUGUCGCCCACCUCCACCUCCACCUCCCCCUCCCACUCCUUCAACUUCCAGUCACCUCGCAGCUCCGGCCUCUUCUCCAGUCCUCCUCUCUCACCAAGAUAACGAUAGGCCCCUGCUUCCGGGAAGCAGAGCGUCACAUUUGAGUUAUCCCUCCAGAACAUGGAGCCAUGUUUGCUUCCUGUUUGCUUAGCCACACAGCAGUCUGACUUUGGCUCCUGCAGGAUAAGUUGAACUCUGACAAUUUCUGUACAGAAGCGAGAGACUUGAAAAUUGUUGCACAGAAGCACUUAUAAGCAAGGCCACCACGUUUGUUUGCCUUUCACAUCUGAAACUUUGGGUGAGGGGAAAAAGAAAACUCAGGACUUCUAUGAAAUAAAUCACUAUUUUUGUCACUUUUGUUUGUUGGAGGAGGCUUUUUUUUUUCCCUGAAGCUCACAUACAAUAUAUGCUGUAAAGAAAUGCAUGCACAUGUAUACACCUGUGCAGAUUCAGCACUGCAGUGAGAAAGGACUUCUGUGUGUCUCCACAGAUCACAGCUGAGAAAGGUCUGAUUUAGUACAGCUUUGAAUGCAGAGGACUCUGUCCCUCCUCAGGGUGUGUUUUUAUUUUAAAUGUGUUGAAUUCCUGCACCAUUUCUCACAGCUAAGUGCCGUCAUAUUACCAACAUCCCACUGCUACUCGGUCAUUAAACCAGUUUUGCUCAAAAGGGAAUUUUCAUACUGAGUCAAGUUCAGAAAUCUUUAAUCUCAGUAUUUGUUCAUACCAACAGUUAAAAUCCUCUUUGGCCUCAGGUUCAUUCAUUUGUGUGUUUGACUGAUUGACAAAGGGACCAGUCCAAGUCUUUGUGCAUGUGUUUGAGUCUAUCAUCUUUCACUGAACCCUCCUUUACAUUGCAGCUUUAAAUGUGGGGUCUUUGCAAAGAUUUGACCAGAAGAAGCCUUGCUUUCACAGGUCAGAUACACUGCAUCUUGGAAUUGUCUCAAAAAGAGUAUUUUGUGUGGAACUGAUAAUAUUGGUGUGUUGGCCCUGUUUGAAAUAUGCAAUUAAAGUCUUGUAUUAAAA
Molecule: messenger RNA, 5379 nt
Organism: Solea solea (common sole)
Lineage: Eukaryota; Metazoa; Chordata; Actinopteri; Pleuronectiformes; Soleidae
Gene: mtus1a
Product: microtubule associated tumor suppressor 1a
Exons: 16
Coding region: 499-4419 (1306 amino acids)
Cellular component (GO): nucleus; cytoplasm
Molecular function (GO): microtubule binding
Source: RefSeq, a predicted model, not a curated record